This is a messenger RNA of Closterium sp. Naga37s-1, 840 nucleotides long. The record is from the annotation of a GenBank genome assembly. Lineage: Eukaryota; Viridiplantae; Streptophyta; Zygnematophyceae; Desmidiales; Closteriaceae.
AUGCAGUACUCUUCCCCUCCUCCCUUUCUCCCCGCCCCCACCUCUUGGGGUCUUUAUAGAACGCCCCCAGCGCGUUUGCCCCACACGUUGCGCCACUCACCCCUCCCCACUCACCGCUCCCCCCUCACCCCUCCCCACUCACCGCUCCCCCCUCACCACUCCCCACUCACUGCUCCCCACUCACCGCUCCCCACUCACCCCUCCCCACUCACCGCUCCCCACUCACCGCUCCCCACUCACCGCUCCCCACUCACCGCUCCCCACUCACCCCUCCCCACUCACCGCUCCCCACUCAUCCCUCCCCACUCACCGCUCCCCACUCACUGCUCCCCACUCACCCCUCCCCACUCAUCCCUCCCCACUCACCGCUCCCCACUCACCGCUCCCCACUCACCGCUCCCCACUCACCGCUCCCCACUCACCCCUCCCCACUCACCCCUCCCCACUCACCCCUCCCCACUCACCGCUCCCCCCUCACCGCUCCCCACUCACUGCUCCCCACUCACCGCUCCCCACUCAUCCCUCCCCACUCACCGCUCCCCACUCACUGCUCCCCACUCACCCCUCCCCACUCACCCCUCCCCAAUCUCCCCCAAACUGCCCCCUCUCCCACCUCCUGGGGUCUUUAUAAAACGCGUCCAGCGCAUUUUCCCCGCUGCCCCGCACGUUGCGCCACUCACGCAGCGGCUCGGGCUGAAGCGCCACGUCAGCACCACCGCCAGUGACAGCUCUCCGCAAUGCCACGUCACUGCAGGGACCGUUGAUUUCCCCACGCCGAUGUUACCCUCCACCGCCACCGUCCAUCCGCGCGCCUUUCCCGCCGCCCUGCGCCGACCGUGA